GAACAGAAUUUAACGCAGAACUGUGUGUUACCGCAGGUUUCUUCGAAUUGUGGAGAACAUGGACCUCUGGAGCGGUUUAGCUUGAUGAUUGGCGAAAAUAUUCUCCACUUCAGGAUUGUGAAAGCUCCAGUAGAGGAAACUUGUCUCUACGCCACGGAGUACGUCAGGUGCAUGCAAAUGUUCUUUAUGUGGGAAAAUGUUACAAGACAGGAUCGCAUGGGAGACGUUCAUUGUUCCUCGAAACGCUAUCGAUGCGACACCUGUAAUGCACAGUUCUGCUCAAAAGACCGCUUGGUAUCACAUAUGCGUUACCAUCCAGGUAUGUGGCCAUCAUGCACUAUUUGUACGAAAUCAUUUUGUCGUUCCACUUCCUUAGCUUUGCAUAUGAAGAUGCAUAUCACGGGUCAUCGCCACUUCUGUCAGAUAUGUGGUAGAUGGUUCAAAUCGCUGAGUUCUCUCACCGAGCACGAGGUGGGGUAA
Messenger RNA from Angiostrongylus costaricensis, 480 nucleotides. The record is from the annotation of a GenBank genome assembly. NCBI's taxonomy places the organism in Eukaryota, Metazoa, Nematoda, Chromadorea, Rhabditida, Metastrongylidae.